Molecule: messenger RNA, 4139 nt
Organism: Prorocentrum cordatum
Lineage: Eukaryota; Dinophyceae; Prorocentrales; Prorocentraceae
Source: the annotation of a GenBank genome assembly
AUGGGCCUCCCGUGGCUGGCGGCCGGGCCGUGGGCUGCCUCGGUGGCGACCGCCUGGCUGACGCAGUGCCCAGCGUGCCCUGAGGCUCGCCUGCGGGACGUGCCCGAGCUGCCCGACCUCCUCGGGGGCCUGGCGACGCCUCGCCCCGCUCAGGGCGAGGACACCCUCGUGAACGACGACGGGCUGCAGGUGCUCGUGCUGGACUUGAGCGGGGACCUGGUCGUGGCUCUCCGGCGCGACUCGGCCUUCCCGCAGAGGGUGCGCGGGCAGGUGUACGCGUUCGGGCCGACCGACCCGGACGACAUCGAGGCGCUCCGAGUCGCGGCGCGGGCUCUGGCGGUGGUGAUGGGCGUGACGACGCCCACGGCGGCGCCUGGCGCUCUGUUGCCGCGCUGGAUCGUCUCAGACCCUGCGUCGCCGGACUUCGGGAAGGAGCUGGACAUCCAUAUCGCCGGGAACCCCAAGAGGCUGCUCUUCAGGGAUGCGGUCGGCAUCGCUCUGCUCAGCGAGGAGGAGGGCUGGGUCUCGGUGGAGAAUGUCCAGGAGCGCGACGAGGAGGCCUGGCGCGCCGAGAAGCGCCGCGGCCCGGGGCGGGACCCCAGGAUCUCGUCGCUGUCGAGGCGUGCCCCUGGCCAGCCCGUGAUGCUCGCCGAAGCCCUGGCGAAGAUGAGCGCGAUCGACAUCGACGCGAUGGGAGCGCUCAACGGGUUGGCGGCCGCUCGGGCUGGAGGGCGCCUCGAGCCUCGCGCGCCCGGCAAGCAGACGCCGACUACCGCGCAGGAGUCGGUCAUCAAGCGAGUCCGACGUCGUGUUCGCAGCUUCGGCGACCGCCCGAAGGACAUGGACUCUGCUGGAGCCCUUCAGGAGCUCCUCAAGUGCAAGGACCUGUACUCGGCCAUGGGCGAGAGCUCUACGCGCCGUGAUUAUGAUGCUGGUAAGCUCAACGUGCUGCGACGUCCCGUCAGCGACCAGCCGCGCCAGCUUCGCGGAGUGGCGCCUCGCCACGUCUCCGAGGUCCUGGACAACUUCAAUGUUGACGUGAUGCGGCCAGCAGCCAACAUCCCCGACGACGAGGAGAUCGUGGAGCCGUACUGGGACCCGCUGCUUAACCCCCGUGACCCUCGGAACCGCCCAAGGCUCUUGGACUUCUUGCGGCGCCUGGCAGAGCGGGGGCUGGUCGACGGCCGCCGCAGGCGGAAGGCUUGCGUCAGUACGUUCUUCGUGGCCAAGAAGGACGGCGACAUCCGCAUGGUGGUGGGCGCCCGCCAGCCGAACCAGCUCCACAAGUUGCCGCCUCGGACGGUGCUCGCCUCGGGCGAGGCGCUGGGCUCGAUCAACUUGCUGGAUGCCAUCGACGCCUCGCCGGAGGACCUGGCCGACUUCGACGGCUGCUUCGAGUCGCUCUGCGCGGGCUCGGUGGACCUCAUGGACGGCUUCUGCCAGUUUGCCGACCCCGCCUGGGGCAGCUGGAUGCGCUUCGAUAUCGAGGUCACCGCCGACGAGCUGGGGGUGGACUCGAUCUUCGACGACCAGCUCGGCCCGACUCUUGUCGGGCGCUCGGUCGUCAGGGCCCCAUGCGUCGACGACGGGAACCUGGUCUCGCUCUGUGCGCCGGCGCUCGACGACCGCCUGGACAGGCUCACGGCCGAGCUGGAUAGGCGGGGUUUGCGCUGGCACGAGCUGGAGAGAGCCCAGCCUGGGCUCGUCAUCCUCGGGAUGGUGCUGGACGGACGCGAGGGGCGCCUCCGGCACGCGCCGAAGCGGGCCUGGCGGCUCUACUUGGCGCUGCACCAUGUACUCCGGCAUCCCUGGCUGGCUCGCUGGCAGCUCCGGCGGAUCGUGGGCCACAUCGUGCACUACUUCUCGGUGCUACGGCCUGGCCUCAGUGUCCUGGGCGCCAGCUACGCGCACAUCUCCAGCGGCGACUUGGCCGAGAUGGUGCGCGUGCCCCCUGACGUGCUGGGCGAGCUGGCGACCGCGGCCGGCCUGGUCUUCCUGGGCGAGGUCGACAUGUGCAGGGUGCCGUCGGACAUCGCCUUCACCACCGAUUGCUCGAUGCAGGGCUACGCCGCAUGUGAGGCCCGCCUGCAGCCGUGGGAGAUCUUGGCUACCACUCGCUGGCGGGAGCGCCAGCGCUUCGUAUCCUCGGAGGUGGAGAUCGCGCCCGACACGGAGGUGCAUGAAGGGCGCGUGGCAGGGCUGCUCGACGCCUCCGAGCCGCUGCCUCUGGAGGCCCCGCCAAGGCUCCGACGCGCCGUCGCUCGGCGGCGCCGAGUCGAGCUUGAGAUUGGGGUGCCGCCCGAGCCCUUGGUGGAGGCGCUGCUGGACCCAGCGCGCUGGACGGGGCGGCGCCGAGGUGCGUGGCGCUGCCCAGGGCAGAUCCACGCCUUGGAGGCGCGGGCCGCCGUCGCUCCCCUGUGGCGCGCUGCAGGCGAUGUUCGGUUCCACGGCACCGAGAUCCUCAGCUUGUGCGAUAACAUGUCGUCGGUCCUCGCCUUCGAGAAGGGCAGGGCCACCAAUUUUGAGCUGCUGGCGCAGUGUCGCCGUGCUGCCGCAGUGUGCCUGGGCUGGGAGAUCCGCUGGCGCCCCAGGCAUGUCCCCGGCGUCCAGAACGUCGCGGACCACGGCAGCAGGGCGGCAGAUCGCGGUGAGCUACGAGCUGGGCGCUACCGAGGGCGAGGGGCCCUCUCCGCACCCACGCGGCGCAGCCGUCGCGAGCCCGUGGUUCGGCCCUCGCGGGCGCAGGUCUAUCAGAUCGACGGGGAGGUGCAUGCGAAGGCCCUGGUGAUCUACAUGUUCUACCCGCGGGACCUCGAGAGGACCCCGAUGGAGCUCGUCAACGACUGGGUGAUCGUCUUGGGGAUGCUCGUCGUCUUGGGGUUGGGCCUCCUGAGCUUCCUCGGGCUGACCGUGGUCGCAAGGCGGCUUGGGAUCUUCGCGACCUUUGAGAACCCGCCCGCGAGCCGCGUCUGGCACUGGCCUGCGCUCGAGCGGGAGCUCCGGCGCUUCGAGUGCCCCAAGGUGCUGUUCGACUCGUGCAGGUUCGGGGCUCCGUUCAAGAAGCCGGGAGCGAUCGCGGGCAGCUUGCCAGGCUUGGAGGCUUUGGGGCUGCGCUGCUGCUGCGCCCGUCGGCAUCGCGUUGAGCUUCAGGGAAAGGUCCGACAUCCUACUCGAGGCUGGGUGUGGCGGACGACCCUCGCGAGCGCCUACCUGCCGAGCUGGUGCCGGUUGCUGGUGUCCCUGGCUGGCCCCCAUGCGCCGGGCGGCGCCUUCGGUCGAGCCACGGCGACAGAGCUCCAGGGCAGGGCUCACGCGCUGGCGAGCGCGGCAGCUCGCCCGUCGACCUGGACGCCGAGAGCAUCGAACGAGGCGGCGGCCGCAGCUUCUCCGGGCAGGGCAGCCGCUGGGCGCGCCAGGGAGACCGACGGGCGCAUGGCGCCAGUGCCGAGGCCGCUGGCCAAGGCGCAGAGGCGGCGGCGCGCUGACGCCGCCGCUCGCGGCGACGCCGCGGCCGCCGAUCGCGAGGCUGGCCCCGGUGACUACCUUCGGCUGGCCAGCUUGCGUCCGGCGACGCUCGAGGCCCUCGAGGUGUUUGCGCGGGAGCGUGGUCUCCUUUUGUCUUCACCGCCUGAGGCCGACUCGACCUUGAAUCUCUACUUCGAGGAACUGUUCUUUGCAGGCGAGCCGCAGUACGUCGGCCGCUUGGCCCUGCAUGGCCUGUGCAAGCAGCGAGGUUGGUCUGCUGCACGGCCGAACUUUCAGGAGGCAAAAGACGCCCUGGCUGGUUGGUCAACCAAGAUCCCGCCGUGCUUGCGUGAUCCGCCCCCGUUUGAGGCCGUUCAGCUGGUCUGCUCUGUCCUGGACAACGGCGCGGGCCUUGACCUUCUGGUCGCGCUUGGCGCCUUGGCGGAGCUCCUGCCCGGGCUCGAGGCGCUGCUGGUGGACAGGGCCCGGCAGACGGCGGUGCUGGUGGCGACCCUGGUGGCAGAGGCGAUCGAGCAGGAGCGACGCAGGCAGGCGCUGGCGCAGGCGCCGCCCCUGCAGACCGGGCCAGCCCCGAGCGGGGGUGGCGCUGCCGGCCCGGCGGAGCCGAGCCAGGCCGCGCUGGGCGCUUCCGAGCCGCCGGCCGCGUGGACCAG